GAGGCCUGCGAGCGCAGCCUUGCCGAGAUGGAGUCGUCCCACCAGCAAGUGAUGGAGGAGCUCCAGAGGCACCACCAGCGGGAGCUGGAGCGGCUGCGGCAUGAGAAGGAGCGGCUCCUGGCAGAGGAGGCAGCAGCAACAGCAGCAGCCAUUGAGGCACUGAAGAAAGCCCACCGGGAGGAGAUGAAUAAGGAGCUGGGCAGGACACGAAGCUUCCAGCAAUGCAGCUCCAUCUCAGAUGCCCUCCAGAAGCAGCACCAGUCAGAUGUGGACUCCCUGAAGCGAGAGUUGCAGGUGCUUUCCGAACAGUACUCCCAAAAGUGCCUGGAAAUCGGGGAGCUGACCCAGAAGGCAGAGGAGCGCGAGCAGACGCUGCUGCACUGUCAGCAGGAGGGGAAAGAGCUCCUCCGGAAAAACCAGGAGCUGCAGACCCGCCUCUCGGAUGAGAUCGGGAAGCUGCGAAGCUUCAUUUCGUCACGGAGUUCCGGAGACCGCUCUCCGCACAACAACGAGCGGAGCUCCUGUGAGCUGGAGGUGCUGCUGCGGGUGAAGGAGAAUGAGCUCCAGUGCCUCAAAAAAGAGGUGCAGUGCCUCCGGGAGGAGCUGCAGAUGAUGCAAAAGGAUAAGAGAUUUGCCUCAGGGAAAUACCAAGACGUCUAUGCAGAGCUGAAUCAUAUUAAGGUGCGCUCGGAGCGAGAGAUCGAGCAGCUGAAGGAGCACCUGCGCCUGGCCAUGGCGGCUCUGCAGGAGAAGGAGUCACUGUGCAACAGCGUCGGGAAGUAACGGUCUGCUCUUCAUUUGUUUAUCUGUUCUUGUUUUGUAUUUGCUCCAUUCCUCACUUGUGGAGAGGGGGAGGUUGAAUCCCAUCCCAUCCCCAUCCGGAGAGGAAUCCCACCCACCCCCCAGCCUCCUCACUCCCCUCCCAAAGCUUUUUUUGAUGAACCCCUUUUGCCUGCAUACCUGAGCACAUUGUUUGGACUGGCUCCUUACAUGCACC
Molecule: messenger RNA, 997 nt
Organism: Mesitornis unicolor (brown roatelo)
Lineage: Eukaryota; Metazoa; Chordata; Aves; Mesitornithiformes; Mesitornithidae
Product: TRIO and F-actin-binding protein-like
Exons: 7
Biological process (GO): actin filament organization; positive regulation of substrate adhesion-dependent cell spreading
Cellular component (GO): actin cytoskeleton
Molecular function (GO): actin filament binding
Source: RefSeq, a predicted model, not a curated record